AGUCACCGCACAAUUGAUACUCACCGCCCAGUUGACAGCCACCGCACAGUUGAUACCCACUACACAGUUGAUACUCACCGCCCUGUUGAUGCCCAUCGGCAGGUUGACACCCACCACCUAGUCGACUCUCAACGCCCAGUUGACGCCCAUCGGCAGGUUGACUCGCACCACCUAGUAGACUCUCAUCGCCCUGUUGACUCUCUGCGCCUUGUUGACACCCAUCGACAGGUUGACUCGCACCACCUAGUCGACUCUCACCGCCCUGUUGACACCCACCGACAGGUUGACAAACAC
Molecule: messenger RNA, 294 nt
Organism: Lottia gigantea (owl limpet)
Lineage: Eukaryota; Metazoa; Mollusca; Gastropoda; Lottiidae
Exons: 1
Source: RefSeq, a predicted model, not a curated record